GUAUUAUAUAUGUUAGGUUUUUCCUACAAAAACUACCUUAGUUUAUUGGAAGCGAAGCAAAGUAAACCAAGCCAAGCCGAAAAGGACAACCAAAGAAAAUGCCUUUCUGUCCUUUAAAUGUUUAAAAGUUAAACCCAACCAGAACUAAGCUAAGCUAAGCUAAGGUCUUCGACCCCAUAUUUUUCUUCUCCUUCCAAAUUCCAAUGACAAAGGCCAUUUCUCCCCCAUCGAAACGCAGAGAAAUAGACAUCGUUUCUCAGCAAAAAGAGGAAGAUCUCCUCCCGGGCUUACCGGACCACUUAGCCCAAGUCUGCCUCUCCCUCGUCCACCCAUCCUUCCUAUUUUCCGUCUGCCGUUCCUGGCGUCGCCUCAUCUACUCCCCUUCCUUCCCUCCUUUUCUCUCCUUGUAUGCUCUUUUUUCUUCCACCCAUUCCAAGCAAACCCACAUCAAUUUCCACGCCUUCGAUCCCAUCUCCUCUCACUGGCGCGUGCUUCCCACGCCCUCGCAUGGCUCCUCUCUCCGCCUCCUCCUCCGUCACCCCUCCUUCAUCUCUCGCAAUCUUCCCGUCCAAUCUAUUUCCGUCUCCGGGAACCUAGUUAUAGUCGCUGCAACCACCGAUAAUCUCUUCCCGGCGCUUCCGCGGCCGCUCGUCUUCGACCCCAUCACGUCGGAGUGGUGUCACGCGCCGCCGCUGUCCACCCCACGCAGGUGGUGCGCUGUCGGUUCUCUUCGCGGCUCGGUCUACGUAGCAAGCGGUAUCGGAUCGGUCUUCUCUUACGACGUUGCCCAGUCUGUUGAGAGGUGGGACCCACGUAAGAAAGCCGAGGGUCCGGGUUGGGAGCGGGUAAGCGAUCUCAAGGAUGGGCGAUUUUGUCGAGAUGCCAUUGACGCCGUCGGGUGGAGAGGGAAGCUUUGCAUGGUGAACGUAAAAGGGGAAUCGAUUAAGGACGGGGUCGUUUACGAUGCCGAUAACGACACGUGGGAAGAUAUGCCGGAGGGGAUGAUCGGAGGGUGGAGAGGGCCGGUGGCGGCCAUGGACGAAGACGAGAUGUUCGUGGUGGAUGAGGUGAAGGGAGCUCUGAAGAAGUACGAUGCGGGGAGAGAUUCUUGGGCUGAAGUAAUUGAAUCGGAGAUCCUUCGAGGAGCUGAGCAGAUCGCCGCCGGGGGUGGUAGAGUCUGCGUUGUUUGCUCCGGUUCUGGUGGAAAAGGGAUUGUAAUUGUCGAUGUGACGACGGUGCCGGCGAAGUUGUGGCCGGUAGAAUCGCCGGAGGGACUUGAAGCUGCGGCGGUUCACAUAUUGCCCCGAAUGACGGCUUCGUAAAAGCGUCCUCAAUGGAAAUAUAAUUUAAUUUUUUAAAUUUUUAUACAAAAAUCAUAUGAGAUAGAUUAUUAUUAGCUACCAAAUAUAAAUAAAUAGAUAAUGUAGUGAUUUUGUUUUGCUGGUGUGUAAAUAUUUGAAUCCGUUUUGUUUGGUACAUUCGAAAGUGUAAAUUUGUCUAUUUAGGAGAGUAAAAGGAGUGGUUGUAAAUUGGUGUAAAAGUAGGGUGACGUAAUGAUGAAAAGCCCGAAUUAGGGGGGCCCUCCAAGCUGAUCACUGAUAUCAAUAAUGUCAUGAGAUGAAGCAUGGGUAUGAUAUAAUCUAAAGCAUGAAAUGUCAUGUAUAUUCAUGCAUCGAUUCGGUUCA
Molecule: messenger RNA, 1685 nt
Organism: Humulus lupulus (European hop)
Lineage: Eukaryota; Viridiplantae; Streptophyta; Magnoliopsida; Rosales; Cannabaceae
Product: F-box/kelch-repeat protein SKIP25
Exons: 1
Coding region: 204-1322 (372 amino acids)
Molecular function (GO): protein binding
Source: RefSeq, a predicted model, not a curated record